GUGAAUAACGAUUGUUUUAUUAAUAUUUAACAACUUUUUAAUAAAAUGGCACGAAAAUUUUUUGUUGGCGGGAAUUGGAAAAUGAAUGGUUCAAAAAAAGAAAUCGACGAUAUUGUUUCAUUCUUGAAAAAUGAUUUUCUUGAUCCAACGGUAGAAAUUGUAGUUGGGGUUCCAUCAAUCUAUCUAUCAUAUACAAAAAGUAUUUUACCAACUAAUAUUAAUAUUUGUGGGCAAAAUUGUUAUAAAUUUGCAAAAGGCGCUUAUACCGGAGAAAUUAGCCCUGCAAUGCUUUUGGAUAAUGGUAUUCCAUGGGUUAUUAUUGGUCAUUCUGAAAGAAGAAAUAUUUUUAAAGAGUCAGAUGAAUUGAUUGCAGAAAAAACUUUUCAUGCUAUAGAAAGUGGUUUGAAAAUAAUUAUUUGUAUUGGUGAGAAACUAGAAGAACGUGAAUCUGGAAAAACAGAAGAAGUUGUUUUUAGACAAAUAAAGGCAAUAGCAGAUAAAAUUAAAUCUUGGAAUAAUAUUGUUAUUGCUUAUGAACCUGUUUGGGCUAUCGGUACUGGUAAAACUGCAACUCCUCAACAAGUACAGGAGGUUCAUGAUAAACUCCGAACAUGGCUUGCAGAAAAUGUUAAUCCAAGUACUGCAGAAUCAUUACGAAUAAUUUAUGGUGGUUCAGUAACAGCCGACAAUGCUAUAAAUUUAGCCAAAGAGAAAGAUAUAGAUGGAUUUCUUGUUGGGAAUGCAUCUUUAAAACCUGACUUUAUAAAAAUUAUAAAUGCAAGGAAAUAAACUUUAUAUUAUAAUUAUUUUUUAUACAU
This is a messenger RNA of Ceratosolen solmsi marchali, 818 nucleotides long. RefSeq names its product triose phosphate isomerase (gene Tpi). The coding region runs from base 46 to 789 and encodes 247 amino acids. Gene Ontology annotation, cellular component: cytosol. The transcript is spliced from 3 exons. The record is from RefSeq and is a predicted model, not a curated record. Gene Ontology annotation, molecular function: triose-phosphate isomerase activity. NCBI's taxonomy places the organism in Eukaryota, Metazoa, Arthropoda, Insecta, Hymenoptera, Agaonidae. Gene Ontology annotation, biological process: gluconeogenesis; glycolytic process; glycerol catabolic process.